Messenger RNA from Closterium sp. Naga37s-1, 3177 nucleotides. The record is from the annotation of a GenBank genome assembly. Lineage: Eukaryota; Viridiplantae; Streptophyta; Zygnematophyceae; Desmidiales; Closteriaceae.
AUGAUCCCGCACUCACUUGCUCCGCCCACUCUGCUAGUACCUCUUCCGCCCACCAGGAUAGCAGCAGCCGCCACACCGACGCGUGCUCUGCUUGUUCCAGCUGCACCUGCUGUGGCGACAUCAGACUCUCCUCCUUUCGCAAUACCUGCUGCUAGCGCCUUCCCCCCAGCUUGCAUUCCGGUAACCAGGGGUACAGGGAGCAUUGCCACGGGGGAAGAGGGGGCGGGGGGGACGGCGAUGGCGGAGGUGGGGGCUUUGGGGACAUGGGAGGGGGGGGCGGGGCAGGGGGAAGGCGAGGGUGCGGGGGAGGGGGGUGUGGGGAAGGAGGGGGGUGCGGCGGAGAGGGGAAGUGAGGGGGGGGUGAGCAAGGGUGGGGGAAAGGAGGGGAUGGAGGUUGAGGAGGAGAGGGGAGGGCGGGGGAGGGUGGUGGGGGCAUGCAGCGCCAGGGCCAGAGGGCACACCACCAUGCAGCAGGCUCGUCCCCCCCAUCAGGCGGGGGAGGGGGUGGGGGGCGACAGGGGUCUGGUGGGGGAGGGGGGCCAGAGGGGCGGGGUGGGGGGAAAGGAGGGCUGGGGGAAGGGAUGUGGGGCAGGGGCGGAGAAGGGGCGGUGUAGGGAGGGAGGGGGGGAGCCAGGCAGGUCCAGGGCCAGAGGGCGCACCACCAGCCAUAAGGGGGGAGAGGCGGGGGGGAAGGGGGGGGAGGCGGAGGGGGAGAAGGGGGAGGUGGGUGAGGUGGGGGCGGGGAUGGAGGAGGGAAUGGCGGAGGAGGAGAAGGGGGGGGAUGGGGAGGAGGGGGGGAUGGGGGAGGACGGGGAGGAGGGGAAGGCGGAGGGGGGGAUGGAGGAGGUGGUGGUGAUGGUGGGGGAGGAGAAGGAGGAGGAGGGGAAGGAGGUGGGGGAGAUGGAGGGGGGGAGGGAGGGGGGGAGGGAGGAGGGGAAGGAGGAGGGGAAGGAGGGGGAGAGGGAGGAGGGGAAGGAGGAGGGGAGGGAGGAGGGGAGGGAGGGGGAGAAGGAGGAGGGGAGGGAGGAGGGGAGGGAGGGGGAGAAGGAGGAGGGGAGGGAGGAGGGGAGGGAGGAGGGGAGGGGGGAGGGGAGGGAGGAGGAGAGGGAGGAGGAGAGGGAGGAGGGGAGGGAGGAGGAGAAGGAGGGGGAGAGGGAGGGGGUGAGGGAGGAGGGGAGGGAGGAGGGGAGGGAGGAGGGGAGGGAGGAGGGGAGGGGGGAGGGGAGGGAGGAGGAGGGGAAGGGGGUGGGGGGGAUGGAGGAGGAGAGGGAGGAGGGGAGGGAGGGGGAGAGGGAGGAGGAGAGGGAGGGGGAGAGGGAGGAGGGGAGGGAGGAGGAGGGGAAGGAGGUGGGGGAGAUGGAGGAGGAGAGGGAGGAGGAGAGGGAGGAGGAGAGGGAGGAGGAGAGGGAGGAGGAGAGGGAGGAGGAGAGGGAGGAGGAGAGGGAGGAGGAGAGGGAGGAGGAGAGGGAGGAGGAGAGGGAGGAGGAGAGGGAGGAGGAGAGGGAGGGGGAGAGGGAGGAGGGGAGGGAGGAGGAGGGGAAGGAGGUGGGGGAGAUGGAGGGGGAGAGGGAGGAGGAAAGGGAGGAGGAGAGGGAGGAGGAGAGGGAGGAGGAGAAGGAGGGGGAGAGGGAGGGGGAGAGGGAGGGGGGGAGGGAGGGGGAUUUGGAGGGGGAGAAGGAGGAGGGGAGGGAGGAGGAAAGGGAGGGGGAGAGGGAGGAGGUGGCGAGGGGCGAGGAGGAGGGAGAGGGGGGGGGAACGGGGGACGAGGAGGAGGAGGCCUGCGCCUGGGGGGGGGACAGGGGGGGCAGGGGGGGGGGGGUGAGGGAGGAGGAGAGGGAGGAGGAGAGGGAGGAGGAGAGGGAGGAGGGGGAGAGGGAGGAGGAGGAUAGGGAGGAGGGGGAGAGGGAGGAGGAGGAGAGGGAGGAGGGGGAGAAGGAGGAGGAGGAGAGGGAGGAGGGGGAGAGGGAGGAGGUGGAGAGGGAGGGGGAGAGGGAGGAGGAGAAGGAGGAGGAGGUGAGGGAGGAGGGGGAGAGGGAGGAGGAGGUGAGGGAGGAGGGGGAGAGGGAGGAGGAGGAGAGGGAGGAGGAGAGGGAGGAGGAGGGGAGGGAGGAGGAGGGGAGGGAGGAGGAGGAGAGGGAGGAGGAGGAGAGGGAGGAGGAGGAGAGGGAGGAGGAGGAGAGGGAGGAGGAGAGGGAGGAGGAGAGGGAGGAGGUGGUGGGAAAGGAGAGGGAGGAGGGGGUAUGGAAGGGGGAAGAGAAGGAGGAGGAGGAGAGGGGAGAGAAGGAGACGGGGGUGGGGGAGUUGGAGGGGGGGGAGAUGGAGGGGGGGAAAAGGGGGGAAGGGGAGAUGGAGGUGGGGGGGAAGAGGGGGGAGGGGAAGAUGGAGGUGGUGGGGGAGAGGGGGGAGGGGGAGAAGGGGGAAGAGAUGGAGGAGAGGGAGGAGGGGGAGAAGGUGGGGGAGAUGGAGGAGGAGGGGGAGAGGGGGGAGGGGGAGACGGAGGGGGAGAUGGAGGUGGGGGGGGAGAGGGGGGAGGGGGAGAAGGGGGGGGAGAUGGAGGAGAAGGAGGAGGGGGAGAAGGUGGGGGAGAUGGAGGAGGAGGGGGAGAGGGGGGAGGGGGAGACGGGGGUGGAGAGGGUGGAGGUGGAAAGGGAGGGGGAGGAGACGGGGGAAUGGGAGGGGGAGGUAGAGGAGGUGGAGAGGGGGGAGGAGGUGAUGGUGGGGGGGAUGGAGGAGGGAGGGAUGGGGGGGGAGGAUAGGGGGGCAAGGGAGAGGGGGGCAAGGGAGAGGGGGGAGGAGGAGAAGAUGGAGGUGGGUGAGUGGGCGGGGGAGGGGCGUAGGGUGGGUUGGGAGACGGCGGGGAUGGGGGCUGGGGUUGAGGGGAUGGUGGGGGCGGAGAUUUUGGGGGAGGGGAGGGUGGUGGAGGGGGAGGAGGAGAAGGGGGAGGCGGAGGGGGAGAAGGGGGAGGGGGAAAAGGGGGAGGGGGAAAAGGGGGAGGGGGAGAAGGGGGAGGGGGAGAAGGGGGAGGGGGAGAAGGGGGAGGGGGAGACGGGGGAGGGGGAAAAAGGGGAGGAGGAAAAGGGGGAGGCGGAGCAGGGGGAGGCGGAGAUGGGGGAGGAGAAGGGGGAAAGGGGGAAGGGGGAGGGGGAGAAAGGGGAGGGGGAGAAGGGGGCGGAUUGA